GCCGGCAGACUGCAGCUUUCAUGGAGUAGAUGAUACAAGAGUUAUCCUAGCCUCUCUCAUCAGCGUGUUUACACAAGUUCUCUCCAGACUUUUAGUUUUGUCCAUCUCAAGCUCUUUUGAAGUGAGACCAGGUGAUGAAAUCUUGACAAUGCUACAGACAGCAACUGUUGAUUUGAAGGAAUUUGAGAGAGAAGCAGCUUGUCUUCCUCCAGAGGAUGAUGACAGUUGGCUGGAGAUUACAGCAGGUGAUCUAGAUCAGAUGCUGAAGGAGGCAAGAAACGAGUCCCUUCCUUCCUCAAAUGAGGAAGAGCAGAAAUACGACUUGGAAGCAGUUGCUGAAAGGGCAGACUCAGAAGAGCUGGAUUCUGAUGAUCUGGAUGAAGAGGAGGAGUUUGAUUUCUUGAAUGAGGAUGAUGAAGACUUAGAUGUGGAAGAUCAAAGGCAAGACCAGAAGGUGCCGCCUAAUGAGCUUAUAGGCAGUCUCAAGUCAUACAUGAGUGAGAUGGACCGUGAACUGGCACAUACCAACGUUGGUAAAAGUUUCACUGUCCAAAAGAGAGGGGCAAGUUCUGUUAAUGCAACUACGUCUCAAAGUGCUGGCCCUGAUGAUACUGAGUUGAUACCAGUUGAUGUGGAUCAGAACCUGGUAGCUAACCUGCUCGAAUCCUACAGUGCUCAAUCUGGACUGGCAGGACUCACCUCUAACAUUUUACAGAGCAUGGGAGUAUGUUUACCUGAAAAUGCAGAUCAUAUUGGCUCUAACAAUCGAGCCACAGAAUAAAAGGCUGUCUUAGUGCAGAAAACAUGGCUGAUUGAGAAAUGAAGCACAGAAAAACUAACAGUAUUUGGAAUAAGAGACAAAAGGUUUGAACUUAAAACAUUUAUGCUUUAGUUAUGUGACUUUAAAGAUACAAAGUGAAUUUGCCUGCAAAAGCCAUC
This is a messenger RNA of Tyto alba (common barn owl), 939 nucleotides long. Its product is annotated as protein ecdysoneless homolog. The transcript has 5 exons. Lineage: Eukaryota; Metazoa; Chordata; Aves; Strigiformes; Tytonidae. The record is from RefSeq and is a predicted model, not a curated record. Gene Ontology annotation, cellular component: nucleus. The coding region runs from base 149 to 781 and encodes 210 amino acids.